Biomphalaria glabrata is the source of this 963-nucleotide messenger RNA. RefSeq lists its product as uncharacterized. Lineage: Eukaryota; Metazoa; Mollusca; Gastropoda; Planorbidae. The record is from RefSeq and is a predicted model, not a curated record. The transcript has a single exon. The coding region runs from base 1 to 963 and encodes 320 amino acids.
AUGAAUCAAUCUUAUCAACUGCCCCCAAGUGUUCAGAUCUUUAUCAACAUGAAUCAAUCUUAUCAACUGUCCCCAAGUGUUCAGAUCUUUAUCAACAUGAAUCAAUCUUAUCAACUGCCCCCAAGUGUUCAGAUCUUUAUCAACAUGAAUCAAUCUUACCAACUGUCCCCAAGUGUUCAGAUCUUUAUCAACAUGAAUCAAUCUUACCAACUGUCCCCAAGUGUUCAGAUCUUUAUCAACAUGAAUCAAUCUUACCAACUGUCCCCAAGUGUUCAGAUCUUUAUCAACAUGAAUCAAUCUUAUCAACUGUCCCCAAGUGUUCAGAUCUUUAUCAACAUGAAUCAAUCUUACCAACUGCCCCCAAGUGUUCAGAUCUUUAUCAACAUGAAUCAAUCUUAUCAACUGUCCCCAAGUGUUCAGAUCUUUAUCAACAUGAAUCAAUCUUAUCAACUGUCCCCAAGUGUUCAGAUCUUUAUCAACAUGAAUCAAUCUUACCAACUGCCCCCAAGUGUUCAGAUCUUUAUCAACAUGAAUCAAUCUUACCAACUGUCCCCAAGUGUUCAGAUCUUUAUCAACAUGAAUCAAUCUUACCAACUGUUCCCAAGUGUUCAGAUCUUUAUCAACAUGAAUCAAUCUUACCAACUGUCCCCAAGUGUUCAGAUCUUUAUCAACAUGAAUCAAUCUUAUCAACUGUCCCCAAGUGUUCAGAUCUUUAUCAACAUGAAUCAAUCUUACCAACUGCCCCCAAGUGUUCAGAUCUUUAUCAACAUGAAUCAAUCUUACCAACUGUCCCCAAGUGUUCAGAUCUUUAUCAACAUGAAUCAAUCUUACCAACUGUUCCCAAGUGUUCAGAUCUUUAUCAACAUGAAUCAAUCUUACCAACUGCCCCCAAGUGUUCAGAUCUUUAUCAACAUGAAUCAAUCUUACCAACUGUCCCCAGUGUUCAGAUCUUUAUCAACAUGA